GAAAAAACAACCUACAUUCGCAGCAACGGUGGAGGAUGCUCAUCGCCUCAGUGUUUCAGCGAACGUGUGAGUGAUGAUGGGUGCCAACGGUGUGUGCUGUUUAGUGCUUUUCGCGGCUCUUGGCCCGUUCGGCAGUGUGGCGGAUAAAUGGUGGGAGAAUACGGUCAUUUAUCAAGUUUACCCGCCAUCCUUUUAUGACUAUGACGGCGACGGAUACGGUGACUUGAAAGGAGUCGAAGCUAAAGUAGACUACCUAGCAGAUUUAGGAGUGGGAGCAAUCUGGUUGAACCCGUUUUUUAAAUCACCAAAGAUCGAUAACGGAUACGACAUCAGUGAUUACGUGUCGAUUGAUCCGAUUUAUGGAACCAUGGAGGAUUUUGAAAGCAUGCUCAAGACAUAUAAAGCAAAAGGCAUCGAAAUUAUCUUGGAUUUUGUCCUAAACCAUACAAGUGAUCAACAUGAGUGGUUUAAAAAAUCAGUGAAAAAAGAGGGUAAAUAUACUAAUUAUUAUAUUUGGGCGGAUCCAAAGGAAUGGGUUGACGAGAAACCAGUACCUCCAAAUAACUGGCAAUCAGUACUCGGAUCAGGUAACGCCUGGGAAUGGAAUGAAGAGCGAAAACAGUUUUAUUACCACGCUUUCUUCAAACAGCAGCCGGACCUCAAUUUACGAAAUGCAGAUGUUCUCAAAGAAUUAGGGGAUAUUUUGGAGUUUUGGUUGGAGAAAGGAGUCAGAGGGUUUCGAGCUGAUGCUGUGCCUUGGUUGGUCGAGGACAAGGAGCUGCGAGAUGAACCUUUUUUUGGAGUCUACACUCAAAACACGAACGAAACCUACAGGAUAAUUCAAUUUUUGAGGGCUGCGUUUGAAGAAUACGGGAAACUCUACAAAGAAGAUAUAUUCCUAACGACAGAAGCUUAUGCGUCUCCCGAGGCAGUUCUGCGUUACUACGGCACUCCAAAAAUGCCCGGAGCCCACAUGCCUUUUAACUUCAACCUCAUCACUGAUUUGCAUCCUUUUACAAAAGCUGCCGAACUUAACAACACUAUCGCUGGGUAUCUAGGAAGCUUGACGCUAGAUCAGUUACCGAACUGGGUGUCAGGUAAUCACGACAGGCCCCGUACCAAAUCGCGGUUGGGGUUCACCACAUCAGUCGACAUCCUGAAUAUGCUCAAUCUCCUUUUGCCUGGCACCGCAACUGUUUACUACGGUGAUGAGAUCGGGAUGGACAAUUACUGGAGCAUAGAUAAAGACCUUUGCCCGGAGAUAGCUCGCGGCGAUUUUCGAACCCCUAGCAGAACGCCUUUCCAUUGGUCCGCCGAGAAAAACGCAGGAUUCACCAAGGGUGAGAAACCUUGGCUGCCAGUCAAUCCAGAGCACUAUUCUGUCAACGUGGCUGCACAGAAGAAACCCCAGUGUAAUUUAGGCGGAACAACGCACCUACAAAAUUUCAAAAAAAUGGCUCACAUGAAGAAAAAAAAUCUCGCUGUCCGCAAAGGAAAGACAGCAACUUAUGUUCUGAACGAGCAUGUUUUCGCAUUUGCCAGAAUACACCCAAAAACAAUGACUUUAGUUGUUAUAAAUCUUGGUCCAACGGUGAGUGAGCCCAUUGACCUUGCCCAAAAAAUUCCAGUUGUCAAGAGAGGGACACUUGUCGAGGUUGAGGUAAAAAGUGUCAACAUGCCUAGUAAUCUCAGUGCUGCUUCAAUAUUUCCUGGACCAUUCACCAUGCCACCGAAGUCUUCAAUGGCUUUGUCCUUCAGAUUAACGAAGUUAGUUUCUCAAGUUAAAAUCCCUUCAACGUUGCCACAGUCAAAAGAAAAGCCCAUGAAGAAGACCGAGGAGAGGCCGCUUGAAAAAACUGAAAGUAGAAAACUGCCGUUGAAUAUGAAUUUAAUUCAAGAGAAAGACAAAAAUGACCAAUAAAACUGUUCUUCUUAGAUUAAUGAUUCCUUAAAUGCAUCAAUAAAAAUCAUUACAAUUUGCUUU
This is a messenger RNA of Bemisia tabaci, 1984 nucleotides long. Its product is annotated as maltase 2. NCBI's taxonomy places the organism in Eukaryota, Metazoa, Arthropoda, Insecta, Hemiptera, Aleyrodidae. Gene Ontology annotation, biological process: carbohydrate metabolic process. The record is from RefSeq and is a predicted model, not a curated record.